AAAACCGCUUCAAACAGACGAGUACCACCAGCUCUCGCGCGAUCCUCUGUUUGACCGCGCCACAUGCGCGCGCGAUUAAUCCUAGCAAAGCAGCUCCCCGACCGAGCCCCAUCCGGAUUUAUAAUCUAGUCACCAAACCUUCGGAGUUGAAGCCGUAUGUGUAUAUAUAUAUAUACAACAGCCGCUCUCGAGAUCGACAAGGAGAAGCAACCAGCGUGCAUCCGAGGGAGAGACUGAUCCGGACGCAAAAGGCAUCCACCGAGUUUCCAGGUCUCACCAGCCAAGAACAAAUCUAGCUAGUAAUUAAGCUACAGCGCGAGCAAGAAGAGGUUAGUGUUGGGUAGUCGAGUUCGAGUUCGUUCCAUGGAGACGAAGAAGCAGAAGAAGCAGCACGCGAGGUCAAGGAGCUUCACGGGCGGCGGGCUGGCCUCCUUCCUCAAGUCCACCGUCGCCUCCUUCUCCUCCACCUUCCCGUCGUCCAGCGGCGGCGGCAGGAGGGCCUCCUUCAACCACCGCAACGCCUUCUCGGGCCCCAUCGUCUCCAUCGUCCCGCCGGAGGCCCGCGGCGGCGGCAGGAGGAAUAAGCGGUCGUCAGGGUACGUGACGCCCGAGCCGUCGUCGCCCAAGGUGUCCUGCAUCGGCCAGAUCAAGCGCAGCAGCUCCAGGCGCCAGAAGAAGGUCAACCCGUGCGGCAAGAACGGCGGCGCCUGCCCGCUCCCGCCGAGGCCGCCGGUGUCAGCGGACGGGAAGCCCUGCAGGCCCCCCAGGGGCUCGCUCGUCAAGCGGUUGUCCUUCUUCCGGCGCAGCAGGUCGCGUUCUCGGUCGUCAAGGGCGUCGUCGUCGCCCAAAGAUGGCCUCGUCGGUAACGGGAUGGCGGCGGCCCCGGCUCCAGCGCCGCCGGUGGGACUUGGACACAUGAGGCGGUUCACGAGCGGGCGCGCCGCGUUUCAGGACUUCGACUGGCGGGAGGAGGAGAGGAGAAGCCGUGACAGCGAUGAGGAGUUCGAGGACGACGGGUUCGUAGCGCAUUCGGCGCCGCUGGUGCUCGGCGGCGGGGUGGUAGCCUCGGAGCCGAGGAAGGAGGUGAACCUGUGGAGGCGUCGCCCCAUGGCUCCUCCCACUCCGCUUGAGCUUCCCUAGGCUAUAGCGAGCUGAUGCAUGUUCGUUCAUCUCUGUACAAUGCCCUGCUGCUUUCUUUAGUUUCAUAGUUUGUAUAUACAGCUCUACACAGUAGACGGCUACACGCCUAAGUGAUGAUGAUACAUGUUUAGUGGAUUUUUGCAAAUGUGGUGCUCAUCUUUGGAAAAGGAAGAAGUAGACUAAAACUA
Molecule: messenger RNA, 1328 nt
Organism: Sorghum bicolor (sorghum)
Lineage: Eukaryota; Viridiplantae; Streptophyta; Magnoliopsida; Poales; Poaceae
Exons: 1
Coding region: 364-1140 (258 amino acids)
Source: RefSeq, a predicted model, not a curated record